AUGGUAGUAUGUCAUAUGUUUGAAGAAAUACGCUACGAACUCAAUGGUGUUGGGAUUGAUCGUAACAAAAAUGUUGGUAUCACAAGUCUCAUGAAAGGAUACACGUCACUGAGUCCAGCUCAACAAAAUACACUCGAGAACUCAGGCUGGAUUAUGGAUGAAGCUGUAAACAAAUUACACAAUGACAAUAGCUACUUUGAUGUAUCUAUACCACUGAGUCUUUUGCUUGGAUUUGCUGAAGAUUACCAUAAAGUUGUCAGCAAUGCAAAGCAUGAAUUGAUUUUAAUAAGAUCAAAUGCUGAUUUGAAUGCCUACAUUGUGGCCACACCUGCUGCUGGAGCUCAUGCUGAAGCUGUUAAAAUUACGCUGCGAAAAAUCGAGUGGAUUGUACUGUAUAAGACUAUGGCUGAUAAACAAAAAAUUGAAGCUUUGAAUUAUAUCACAAGUGAUCCAGCUAUCUCAAUCAGUUUCCGGGCUUGGGAGCUGUACGAGUAUCCACUAUUACCUAAUACUUCGAAGCAGAUUUGGGCUGUCAAAACAUCUACGCAACUUGAGAAACCACGUUUUGUAAUCCUUGGAUUUCAAACGGCAAGAAAAAAUGAUACAACUAAAAAUGCCAGCGUGUUUGAUCACUGCAACAUUAGGGAUAUAAAAUUAUUUUUAAACUCUCAGAGUUAUCCUUAUGGGAAUUUAAACCUCAACAUUGCAAACAAUGAAUAUGCCUUGUUGUAA
Messenger RNA from Microplitis demolitor, 732 nucleotides. RefSeq lists its product as uncharacterized. The coding region runs from base 1 to 732 and encodes 243 amino acids. The record is from RefSeq and is a predicted model, not a curated record. Lineage: Eukaryota; Metazoa; Arthropoda; Insecta; Hymenoptera; Braconidae. The transcript has a single exon.